Molecule: messenger RNA, 558 nt
Organism: Suillus plorans
Lineage: Eukaryota; Fungi; Basidiomycota; Agaricomycetes; Boletales; Suillaceae
Exons: 5
Coding region: 1-558 (185 amino acids)
Source: RefSeq, a predicted model, not a curated record
AUGUAUGAUAAGUCCAGCAGAAAGGAGGCAGGCUUUGACAGAGAACAACGAUGGUGGCCAUAUGAGAGCGUGGGCACCAAAAGCGCACCCUCAGUCGACGAGGGCAGAAAAAUGACGGACAAGUGGAGUUUGCGAGCGCCAGAAAGUUGUCCUGUUCGUGGUCAAGAGGUUUUUGCCGUCGCUGUUCCUACUACUCGGCCUAUCGGUAAUACUUGUUGCUACCGAAGUGAAGUGACUUCAAGAGUAUAUGACGCCCCUGCAGCAUGUCGAGCUGCUGCAGAUGCCGAGCGAGAAAUACAGCGCUUCUUGAUGCUACGGCUAAACGCACAGCUGAUAUCGUUCGUUUUUGGAGGUUUCACCCUGUCCCUUCUGAAUGAGUUUUCUCCUCCAGCACAGAGGCAUGCACAGUUCGGUGUGCUGACCUCUGCAUCAAUCGUUCUCGAAGCUUUACAGAUACUUAAGUUAUCUUACAAGCACUGGCACGACCGGCUGGAUUUCACGCCCUAUCUUAUUGCAGAAGAAGUAAAUCAUACUGGCCGGUAUCUAGGAAUGCCAUAA